AUGUCGGUCACAUUCGUCAAGCUGCCCACCAUCAGCCGGCCCUGCCUCAGGGGAACCCCGACUGAGUCGCUGAGCCUGCGGGUGGACGGCGCUGCUUCGAGGAGAGCCGCCACGGCACAGCCGCACGUCGCAGGCCGGGCAUCCUGGUCGCCAGGGUUUACAGCAGGCAAUGAUAACAGAUCACGGGCUCACACUGCAAUAGGUCGCUUCUCAAUGGCGUGUUCGCCCAGACAGACAUAUGACACAAAUAAGGUCAGGGCUUUGAUCAGAGAGAAAUUGAACUCCAGUUUUCAAACAGUUCAGCGGAUGUUUCAGACGAAUGAUCCUAAGGGAGCAGGCACAGUUUCAAAAGAGGCGCUGACAAGGAUUCUUUGGAAUUUAUGUGGAUAUUUAAAUACUCAACAAGUCAACGAUCUCCUUGGCAGUUUAGGAAUGGCUGGACUAUCACGAUUCUCCUUUGCUGACUUUGUCAGCCGUUUCCAGGACACUGAGAUCGGGAAAACCGAGUGGAUAAGGAAUAUUCAACCAAAGCAAUUGCAAGAGACUGGGACCAAGAACGCCAACAAUUGCUUUCUGCCGCAAAAAUCAAGCAAAGUUGAAGAAACCACUGAUAAUCAUCUUGCUGUACUUAAACAGAAAGUACAUGAAAGUGGAUUUUCAGUGGAGUCCCACUUUGAACCAUCAUGUCUGCGGCCCGGGGGAGUCAUUGCAGCUGAACAAUUAAAACAAGCUCUGAACAGCAUGGGGCUCGUAAUAAGCAAUGAGGAGUUCAACCAUCUCUGGCUGAGGAUUAGUAAGGAACGAAAAUUGGAAAUCCCAACUGAACAGCUUUUACGUGAACUUGGAAUAAAUUCCCAGCAAACAAUUCGUCAUGAAACAACGAAUCUCGGCACAAUCUGUAGAGCAGAUCCAAACGAAUACUCAGCAAGGUCACCAACAGCUAAAAAUAAACACAACCCAUCAAUCGGUGUUGCUGAUCCCAGUGAAGACUUUAUUAAGAUACUUAAAGAUAAGAUGGAGGAAGCCUGUGCAUCUGUCCUCCAUGAGUUUGCCAAGUAUGACAAAGAAGCCAGUGGUUUGAUCAGCAAGACUGCAUUUCGACAUGCGCUGGCAGAUCUGAAAAUUUCAAUGUUUGUCAUGGAUUUGGAGCAUCUGUUAGCAAGAUUGAAUUUAAGACGAAAGGAUGGGUAUGUGGAUUAUGUAGCAUUUGUGGGAAAACUGCAAAGCAGAUCAAAUCUGAGCCUGUUCCAGAAGAUGAUGCCAAGGUUAAGUCCCAGUGAUGGAGGAGCUUUGAGGGCCGCUAAGGGCAGUCUGACUGCCUCUGAAGCAAUGGUUUGUUUGUUGAACCAGUGUCACAGGCUCUACCUUCACCUCUUGGCAGCAUUCAGAAAAGUCAAGGGUUGCACGCAAGAGGCAGUUAACAUUCAAGCAUUUAAGGAAAUCAUUGAGAAGAAUUUUCAGAUCCAGGUCUCAGCAAAUCAACUUGAUAACAUUGUGGGGAAAAUCGGUGACCCAGGAAACAUGUUGGUAUCCUACUCAAAGUUCCUGGGCCUCUUUCAAAACCGACCCAGCACAGGGGAGCUGAAGCAGGAAGUAAGCCAGUAUUCCCUUCUCUUGAAUGAUAAGAAUUUCCGAAUAGAUAGAAUCCGUUACUUGGACAGGUUCGGGAGUGACUGGGCGAGAUACAGCAAUGCACAGAAGCCACGCUCUCUUCAAGAGUUGCGAGCAUUAAUCUGGGGCCUCCUGGAAAGAAACUUUCGCUACUUUUGUCAGACUUUCAUAAGCGUGUGCAUCAAUGAUGAGUGUGGAGCAGAUAAGGAGAAGCUGGAUGACAUAUUGCUGAGAAUGAAAGUAAUCCUUCUCCCCAUGGAACUGGAAAAGCUAUGGUACAGCUUGCCAAUCAGUUACCCAGCAGAAGCUAUUUCAUUGAGAAAAUUCCUUCGGCAUUUCAGCAGAAUGAAAAAGGUGAAGGACUCAGAAAAGGACGGGCAGAAAAACCCGGUCGCCCACAUCCAGAAGAAAUUACGACGUGACGUUGUUAAACAUUGGAAUGACCUAAAGUCAGUCCUUAAGGCACGAGAUCCACAUGGUACUGGGAGAGUGCCUUUCAGAGACAUUCAGGCACUGUGUAUGACUCUGAAGUGGAGCCUGCUGCCUGCAGAGGUUGAUAAAUUGCUGGCAGCUUACGAUUUGGAUAAGAAUGCAGAGUUCCAUUACAUUCCAUUUAUGAAAUCCUACACCAAAAAGGAGAAAGCAGUGGUCUAAUGGUAAGUCAUGCCAAUAUUAUGUCAGAGCACAGUGUUAGUGCAAUGGAGAGAUCGGGAAACAAGAUUAGGAAAUGAAUCACUCAGAGCCAGUAUGGGAACCAUCGUGGCAACAUAAUCCAUUCACUCAACAAUACAGCAGACCAGGAAACAGUGGAAACAUGACUCGCGGCUUAUAGACACUGUGUUAAAUGUUCAAAGUCAAUGUGUCAAGUGCAUGUUCUUGUAAAAUCAAAGCAUUCAUUUUUAAAUGCAGUAGCUGUUAGCUUAUUUUUCAUGUUUUUCAAAACUAGGGUGUCUAAACAGUCCCACAUAUGCACUUUUAUACCCUAUUCCCCCACACUCCCUACCUCAUGUGCCACUCCCCAUCCCUUUCCCCAUAGCCUCAUAUCCCACAUUUGACACUUUGCUUACUUCAAUACCCCCUUACUGUUCAUUUUCCAUACUCCACCCUCUUGUACUUCCUUCUUACCCCAAUACUCCCAUAACCCAUUCACUCCUGACCUCACUCCUCCCUCGUCACACCCCCAUAAGCCUACCUAAUCUUACUCCAAUAUCCCCAUACCCUUGAUACCUUUAUCUCACUCCCCAUAUCAUAAGACAGGAGCAGAAGUAGGCCAGUCAGCCCACCAACUCUGCAUCACCAUUCCAUAAGACUAUGACUGAUCAGAUAAUCCUCAUCUCCACUUUCUUACCUUGAUUCCACAUUACAUCCAGUGAUGUUAGCACUAAACCACCAUCUCUCCAGUUGCACAGAAUAAAGUUAUUUUGGGUGAAAUGACAGAAAUUGCCAGAAAUGCUCAGCAGGGAAGUUUCCUAGCUGUCAUCAGUUCUGAGGAAGGGUCUCUGGACCUGAAAUGAUAACGGAGUUCUGUCUGCAGAUGUUGCUGGACCUGUAAUUGCUGUUUUUGUUUGCUUUCUUCUACCGCAGUUCUUUUGGUCUUUAUUCGGAGGCUAUGAGUCCUGCACAGAGUAACUCAUGCCCUGAUUCCCCAAAUUCUGUUCACUAACUACAAUGCUGAAGUGAAAAGUUUGAUGGAUAACUCCCCUCUUGCCUGGAUGAGUGCAGCUCCAACAACACUCAAGAAACUUGACACCAUCCAGAUGAAAGCAAUCCACUUCAUUAGCAUCCCAACUACCAACUUCAAUAUUACAUCCAUCCACUACCAGGACACAGUGGCAGCAUUGUAGAAAUACCAUUUAUAAGAUUCAGAGCGGUAACAAGUUAAUGUUCAUUUAACAGUGCAUUCCAAACCUGCAACAUCUAUCAUCUAGAAGUAUAAGGCCAGCAUUGCACCAUUCUCCAGUCUGAAAAAUAAGCAUUUACCACAACCUCUCUGUCCUGAAGCCAAGUUUGUUUUUAAAAUGCAAGCACUAUUCCGAGAGCCUCAAUUUAGCUAACUGGCCUUCCAAAGCACAUGAUUUCAACCACCUUGAAGGACAGAGGCAAAAAAAAUCACCAUUUGCAAGUUCCCCUCCAAGCCAUUCCAUCCUGCCUUGUAACACAAUCACUAUUCCUUCACGGUCUCUGGGUCAAAAACAUGCAACUCCCUCCUGGAUGCAUGUUGGUCCCUCUCUCUGCCACAUUAGAUUGCAGUGAUUGAAGGAGGCAGCUCACUACCAUCUUCUCAGAGCAACAACGAAUGGGCGACAGUUGUUGGCCUUCGCAGGAUACCCACAAGCACUGAAGGUAUUUUUUAUUUUAAAACUGACCUUCGUGUAAAUGGAACCAAUUGACACAACAGAAAAAUAAAGUUGCUGACACUCGGACAGGCAGAUUUCCAUCUGCCUAAGCAGAUCUGUAGGUCACCAGAAACAGCACUAUUCCAUGCGCGCAGAUCUGGGAAAAUAUUUAACUCUAGAAUGUAUGUGAUUCUCUUCAAUAUUAUCUCCGGAGGUUUCAGGGGGAUUUUCGUGACUUUUUGCUUUAGACUUGUGCAGGGUAUCAGGCAACAUCACACCAGGUACCAACCCCUUUCUCCCUCCACUCAUCUCUCCCCUUCCACCCUCUCUCAACACCUCUUCUCCCCUGCCUCUUCUCUUUCCUAUCCCCUACUUCUCACAGAUGCUUUCUCACCCUCCUGUCUGCUCCCCAUUUUCUUCUACCCAGUCCCUCACUCAAACCAUUGACAAUUUGCUACUGAAAAGCCCAGGUUCAGUCCUGCUGACUCAGUGGGUUUGGGUUUCAUGGCUGAUGUAGUAUUUGCUUCAUAGAUGCACAUAAAUAAAGAUUUGAAUUUAAAUAUUAUUUGUGCCAUGUAUACUCUGUGGUGCUAGUGUAUUCUAGAACCCAAAGUUAAGGAUUCAGCACCCAUGUAUUAGUUAUUACAAGACAUAGAAUGCUUUGCUGAGCUAUUAAAGAGACUCCAACAUUAUGAAAGAAAUAAUUAAAUAAAUAUUUGGAAAGCAAGAAUAUGAAGUUACAGGCAAAUGGGAAUGUUACAGUACAUACAUUCCACUGAAGGACUAGUAUUGAUGUAGGCACAAUGGGGUGAAUAGCCUCUGUGUAAAUUUCUGCAAAAAUUGAUUACAUUUACUUUGUACAUUAAACAAAUUUUCUCCAUGACUAUUUAUUUGUAAAACUUAGACAGCAUUGAGUGCUGUGUUUUAAUCCUAUUCAGGUGAAGGUGAAUAAAUUAGACUCCCCUUACUUAUUCAAGUUACUUCCAUACAGCUCCACAAAGGUUUGAUUUCAAAUAGUUUGCAAAAAAUGGUCUCAAUUUGAACUUCAUGAGUGGCAAACACCAUUUAAUCCAAAUCAGGUCAGUGGAGUCUGAAUCCAUUUGUUGGAUGUCCAACUCAAGCCCAAACACCUUGCCACUGGGAAAAUUGGGUUAAAAUCAGGGAUAAAAUAUUAAAAUAUCUAAAAAAAAACUUGGAGCUCAGUCGAGUGUCAGUAUCGACCAGAAUGUCGAUGCGUGAAAUAGGUUCCAUGCGUGAAAUAGGUUCAGAGAGGAUAUUACAUAAUUGCAGUCGAUGACAUUAAUGUUUAGGCUGAAGCGUCUUGUUAGGCUUCUUCAACAGCCAAUCCCUACACCUAUUCUUUCUCCCCUGAGAAGGGUUGGCAGAUGCUUGGGGACACCCCCAGCAGGUUCCUCUGGAAGUCACACACCAUCCUGACCU
Chiloscyllium plagiosum (whitespotted bambooshark) is the source of this 5387-nucleotide messenger RNA. Lineage: Eukaryota; Metazoa; Chordata; Chondrichthyes; Orectolobiformes; Hemiscylliidae. The record is from RefSeq and is a predicted model, not a curated record.